This is a messenger RNA of Periconia digitata, 1008 nucleotides long. The record is from the annotation of a GenBank genome assembly. Lineage: Eukaryota; Fungi; Ascomycota; Dothideomycetes; Pleosporales; Periconiaceae.
AUGAAUCUCCUGCUACUUUUCUCGCUACACUGUUUCCUAUGGGCUGUCGGUAAAGCUGACGACGGGCCCACUGACUUGCAUCAAUCGCGUCCAGCAAUCUUGUUGGUCCCGGGCGCCUUUCACCAAGGGCAGAUAAUAUACGAGCCCGUCCGACAGCAACUCAAGCUUACUGGUUACGACGAGCAUCUGAUACAUGCUAUUGAUCUUCCUUCAGUCGGCAGUCUUGCAACUCGUGACGACGAUGUGAACGCUGUUGUCCAGGUCAUGAAGAAAUACCUCGAACAAGGCCGGGACGUUGUCCUUGUUGGGAACAGUGGGUUGCAGCUGAUGCUUCUUGGAAUAUAUUUGGCUAAUAAUCUGCAAGGCUAUGGCUGUACCGUCGCUGGGGAUGCAGUCGCGGGCAUUCCUUCUGCCAUCAACACUUCUCCUUACGACCCCAAUGGGCGUCGCCGAGGACGUGUUUUGAACCUCAUCUUCUUUUCGGGCUAUCUUCCUUACAUUGCUCAUGUGCAACAUCCCGAGACUCAUCCGGAUAUUCGCCUCGUCUCCCCAACGUGGUUCGCGUUCUGGCCGAAUGGUUCGCCCUCAACGAUUCCCUUGACAGUUCGAUGGGAUGGAGACCUUGUCAAUUUUCCACCGCAAAAGGAGUUCUACAAUGUUCUACAGCAAGAGAACCCUCAGCAGGCAGACUACUAUGUCGAACAGUCGGUCUACCCAUCCCCAGUAGAGUCUUACACGACUUGCCACUAUGUGAAGUUGAGAAACAGCUCGUUCGCUGCAUUGAACGCAGCGUCUCGCUACAUUCCGUACACUGGUGACUUUGAAGUCAUUUAUGUCGCUGGCAAACAAGACAAUAGUGUUCCUGCUCCGCUGUGGGAAUCCUAUGUGAACCAGGCGGGCGCCAAGUUCACACUAGAGAUGUUAGACGCGGACCACGUUCCUAUGGUGAGCCGUCCUCGCGAUGUCACUGACCUGAUUUUGAAGUAUGUGCAAUUGGGGUCUGUCUGA